AUGGCUAGCUGGAGAAAGUACCAACACCGGAGAUACCCAUCUUAUAACGAUAACAGGUUUUCAACCGUGCCGUUAUGGGAUAAGAGGUAUACGGAAUCACAUUCCAAAGUGAUGAAGUGGGACGACUAUGCUGUCAAACAGGCUGUUUACGACGCAAAAUUCAGGCAUUGCGCUGAGAUCAACGGCUAUGGCUGGGACAUUCCGUUGCCUGAUCCAGACAUGUACAUCGAUGAUGUAGAUUGGGAUGCAAGUGUUGAUCCUGAACUCUGUAUGGAUUUGGAGAGAGAAGAAGAUGCCAGAAGAAAGAUGAUAGAAAAGUGCGUGAUUCUGGAAAGUUCACUCUUAUUAAAUCAGUCAUUAUCAGCUCUUGGUCUAAAACCUACCGGAUGGGAGGUUGACGACGAACAAGUAACAAAGCUUCCGGAACCAAGUUAUGGUGCUGAUGAAAUUAAUGAAGCAAACUCUUGGGAAGAGAAUGAUUCUCAGAGGUUGAUUCCAGAGGAGCAUUAUAACAGAAGGAGAAAGAAUAACAUGGCAUGGUCUAAGAACCAUGCAUAUCAGCAUGGUAAUAAUGAUUAUAAGAUGAAUCGAGGAAAAAGAAAUGGAGGAAGAGGAAGGAGGAGGGGAAACAAUACUUAUGCGGCCAAGGUCGUUCAUGCCCAAUAUCAAACAGGUAUUUUAUUGCUAGAGGAUCAAAAUCUCGAUGUUAGAGAUGUUAAUGAAGCGCUUCUAAAAGCUAUAGGAAAGGAGAGUGGUGAAAAAGGGGUCAGAAGAGCUUGA
Molecule: messenger RNA, 780 nt
Organism: Vicia villosa (hairy vetch)
Lineage: Eukaryota; Viridiplantae; Streptophyta; Magnoliopsida; Fabales; Fabaceae
Exons: 3
Coding region: 1-780 (259 amino acids)
Source: RefSeq, a predicted model, not a curated record